Molecule: messenger RNA, 3064 nt
Organism: Tachysurus vachellii
Lineage: Eukaryota; Metazoa; Chordata; Actinopteri; Siluriformes; Bagridae
Gene: htr3a
Product: 5-hydroxytryptamine (serotonin) receptor 3A
Exons: 9
Coding region: 145-1590 (481 amino acids)
Biological process (GO): chemical synaptic transmission; regulation of membrane potential; nervous system process
Cellular component (GO): postsynaptic membrane; synapse; neuron projection
Molecular function (GO): extracellular ligand-gated monoatomic ion channel activity; transmembrane signaling receptor activity; neurotransmitter receptor activity
Source: RefSeq, a predicted model, not a curated record
UGCAGCAGUGAGUGCUGAUGGUAAACUGAAACUCAGGACAUUAGGAACCUCAGGAGCAUCAGAGCCCCGCAACCUGCCUGAAAUAAACCUGCAAUAAGCCCACAGUGCCACAGUGUUCUGAUCCACGGUGGAGUUUAAGGCAGCAUGAGGACUUUAGUGGUAUGGACGGCGAUCAGUGUGUGUGUGCACAUCGCAGUGACAGCCUGCUCAGUGAAAAGGCAGGGCAGUAACCCUGGGCGGUUUGCCAAUGCAACUUUAGUGCGUUUGUCUGAGUAUUUAAGCGCUGGAUAUAAAAAAGGAGUGCGACCUGUAAAAGACUGGCGGGACUCAACCAUGGUGGCCAUCGACUUAAUGGUCUAUUCAAUCCUGAAUGUUGAUGAGAAGAACCAGGUUUUGACAACGUAUGUGUGGUACAGGCAGCAAUGGAUUGACGAAUUCCUUGUGUGGAAUCCAGAGGAUUUUGAUGAAGUCCGUCAGAUCUCGGUACCUUCCGCAAAUAUCUGGGUACCUGAUAUUCUCAUCAAUGAGUUUGUAGAUGUUGGAAAGUCUCCCGACAUCCCAUAUGUGUAUGUAAACAAUGAGGGACUUGUGCAGAACUACAAGCCCAUUCAGGUGGUAACAGCCUGCUCUCUCAACAUCUACAACUUCCCCUUUGACGUCCAGAAAUGCAGCCUCACUUUUCAGAGCUGGCUGCACACUAUUAAUGACAUCAACAUCACGCUAAUGAGGACCCCACAGGAAGUGAAAGAGGACAAAUCUGUGUUCAUGAACCAGGGAGAGUGGGAGCUGCUGUAUGUCCUAUCCAACUACAAAUCCUUCAGUGUGGACAACGAUGACCACUAUGCUGAAAUGAAGUUCCACGUGGUGAUUCGCCGCAGACCACUGUUCUACACCGUCAAUCUACUUCUCCCCAGCAUAUUCUUGAUGGUGAUGGAUAUAGUGGGCUUCUACCUUCCCCCUGACAGUGGAGAGAGAGUAUCCUUCAAGAUCACUCUGCUGCUGGGAUACUCCGUCUUCCUCAUCAUAGUCUCUGACACGCUGCCAGCCACCGCCAUUGGCACCCCUCUUAUUGGUGUGUACUUCAUUGUGUGCAUGGCCCUGCUGGUGAUCAGCCUCACGGAGACAGUGCUGAUUGUGAGGCUGGUGCAUAAGCAAGACCUGCAGACGCAUGUGCCACAGUGGGUCAAGUACCUGGUGCUGGAGAAGGCCACCAUUCUUCUCUGCAUCCGCAACAAGAAGUUUUGCUCUCUGCUAGUACAUGAGUCUGACCUUUCACGCUUCAGAGAAAAUAACAUGAACACAGUGCGCUGUAACCAUCACCACUGUGACAGCUCCAGAGAUAUAGACAGGAAUCUCAUUAUGGGACUUCCCACUCGGGACAGCACUCCACCAGUCAUGGACAACAUCCUACAUGAAGUGUCGUCCAUCCGGCAGUACCUGGAGAAGAGACAGGCUUGUCGAGACAUUGCAAAGGAGUGGCUUCAGGUAGGCUAUGUGCUGGAUGUGCUGCUUUUCAGAGUCUACCUGCUGGCCAUGCUGGCCUAUACCAUCACCCUGGGCACACUCUGGUCUGUGUGGCAGUAUGCCUGAAAGAGCAGAGAAAUGUUUCCUUAUGCUGUAUCUCUUAUUAAAAGCAGUUGCUGUGUGUUGGCAGUUAACACAUUUGUGGAAAAUUGAAAUAUACUUGACACAAUCGGUGUCCCACAACAGAACUGCUAGCUGUUCAAGCACUGCAGUAUGAUUACAGUAAGGUGUGUCAGUCGAGACUCACUGCGCCACUCAACAAUUUCAGCUUUUGUUGCAAUAUAUAACUGCUGAUGUCGCUUUAUAUGUUUGACAAAAUGCUUGGAUGUGUACAAGUUUGUGUAAGAUCUGAACAAGCAUUAAAGAAAUUGAUAGAGACAUUAAAGGAUGAAGCAUUCGCAUCUGUAGCUAAUAUUGCUGUAUCUGAAGUAACUUUUUGAAAAAAUUUAACCUCCUUAUAGAAAAGUCACAUUUUUUUCCCACAAUUGAUUUCUUGCAUGAUGUAUUUCAUUUCCAUUAAAUACAUUUCCACUUUUUCAAUUCUUUUUUUAAAUCUAUUUUUUGUUGAAUUGUGUGUGUUUGUGUGUGUUUUUUUCUACAUCUAGCACAUGGUUUAUUCUGUGAAGAUUAAUUUACUUUUUAUGUAAUUUUAUAUGUAGUGCAUGUGUUAUUGUCGAUUUCUCACACAAUUAAUUUAGGUGUGAUUUUCUCAUAUAAUUUAAUUUGAUUUGAAAAUGUGUCUCAAAAAAUUUAAUUUAUAACAAUCACAAGUGGAAAAACACGAUUAUAUGUGAAAUGUGAUUUUUUUUUAAAAAUGUUAAUAAAUAACAUUAAUGAUAUAUUUAUGGAUACUGUUAACAAUAUCACAAUUUGAGCUUUAUUAUCAUCAACAGCAAUUCAGAAUGGAGUCAUUUUGUUAUGCAUACCCUGCUGUUGCAUUAUAAUUUCCAUUCUCUGUGUAUGCCUUAAUCAGUUUAAUGACACUGUCGUCUUCACAUGUAUUUAAAGUGUGCAAAUGCUGUAUUAUAAUGGCAGAUAAUAUCCAAAAUAUCUCAAUGUCUUACAUACCCGUGAUCAUACACAUAUCAUCAUAUGUAUCUUCUAGAUCAGCCAAUACAAGUUUAGUGUCUUCAAUGUAAAAGAAGCUUAGAGCUUGCAAUUCUAGUUUAAUUCUAAAUAAACACACACUCACAAUCAGAAGACAUAUUUUGUCUCCAUACUAGCAUUUGUACAUACACAGUUACAUAAAAUAAGAAUAUAACAGUAAUAAUGGCUAUCAGUAAAUUAAAUAAAACAAACUGAAACUACAUUAUAACUUGAUUCACUUCUAGCAUACAGUUCAGUUCUAGAUCUGACUCAGAUGCCAGUGUUAAAAGCGAGCAAAGGUGAGGAAGAAAGCGACUUUGCUUCAGGAAGGCUGCCAUGACUGUUUUUAGCUCUGUGACUGUUUUUGUAAUUUUUUUUUUUAGAUGACUGUGUAUUAUACAAUGUCAGAAUGUGUAAUGAUUUAGGUUUAGCAUUAAAGGCAAAUUUGAUUGAA